Molecule: messenger RNA, 2356 nt
Organism: Tupaia belangeri chinensis (Chinese tree shrew)
Lineage: Eukaryota; Metazoa; Chordata; Mammalia; Scandentia; Tupaiidae
Product: cytochrome P450 2J2
Exons: 8
Coding region: 98-1390 (430 amino acids)
Biological process (GO): xenobiotic metabolic process
Cellular component (GO): intracellular membrane-bounded organelle; cytoplasm
Molecular function (GO): heme binding; iron ion binding; oxidoreductase activity, acting on paired donors, with incorporation or reduction of molecular oxygen, reduced flavin or flavoprotein as one donor, and incorporation of one atom of oxygen
Source: RefSeq, a predicted model, not a curated record
AGCCGAGUUGCGAUGCUGCCCAGGAGCCCAGUUCCACCGCUGGUACAGGAGGUUACUCACCCGCUCCGACAGCUAAGAGCGAGCGGACAUUUGAGACAUGCUCCCGGAGGUAGGCUCCCUGCUGACCGCCCUCUGGUCCGUGCUCCAUCUCCGGACCCUCCUGCUGGGCGCUGUCGUCUUCCUGUUUUUUGCUGACUUCCUCAAAAGGCGGCACCCUAAGAACUACCCGCCCGGGCCCUGGCCCCUGCCCUUCAUUGGCAACCUGUUGCAUGUGGACUUUGAGCAGGCGCACCUGAAACUUCAGAAGUAUGUGAAGAAAUAUGGGAACGUUUUGGGCCUGCAGUUUGGUGACAUGCCUUUUGUUGUUGUAAGUGGAUUCCCCUUAAUCAAAGAAACUCUUAUAUACAUGGAACAAAACUUUAUGAACCGUCCUGCAACCCUUAUUCGAGAACGUGUCUUUAAGCAGAAUGGACUGAUCAUGUCCAAUGGCCAGAUAUGGAAGGAACAAAGAAGGUUCACCCUGAUGACACUCAGGAACUUUGGUUUAGGAAAGAAGAGCCUAGAGGAGCGCAUUCAGGAGGAGGCCCACUACCUCGCUGAGGCAAUGAAAGAAGAGAAUGGACAACCCUUUGACCCUCAUUUCAAGAUCAACAAUGCAGUUUCCAAUAUAAUUUGCUCCAUCAUUUUUGGAGAGCGCUUUGAGUACCAGGAUAGUCAGUUUCAGGAGAUGCUGAAGUUACUGGAUGAAGCCACACGUCUGGAGGCUUCAUUUCUGUGCCAGUUCUACAAUAUCUUCCCACGAAUAAUGAACAUCCUUCCUGGACCCCACCAAACUCUCUUCAGAAACUGGGAAAAACUGAAAUUAUUCAUUGCAAAAGUGAUAGAAAAACAUAAAGAAGACUGGAAUCCUGAGGAAACAAGAGACUUUAUUGAUGCUUACCUCAAGGAAAUGGCAAAGGGCAAUGCAUCUUCAAGUUUUGAUGAAGAGAACCUCAUCUGCACCACCCUGGACCUAUUUUUGGCUGGAACUGAGACAACUUCUACAACAUUGCGCUGGGGUCUGCUUUAUUUGGCCCUCAACCCAGAAAUCCAAGAAAAAGUGCAUGCUGAGAUUGAUAGAGUGAUUGGCCAGUGUCAGCAGCCAAGCAUGGCCGUCCGAGAGUCCAUGCCCUACACCAACGCCUUCAUCCAUGAGGUGCAGAGGAUGGGCAACAUCAUCCCCCUGAAUGUUCCCAGGGAAGUUACAGUUGAUACCACUUUGGCUGGAUACCACCUGCCCAAGGAAAGCGGGCCUGCCUUGGAGAACAGUUGGCCAAGACCGAGUUGUUUAUUUUCUUCACUUCCCUUUUGCAAAAGUUUACCUUCAAGCCCCCAAACAAUGAGAAACUGAGCCUGAAAUUCAGAGCAGGCAUUACCCUUGCCCCCGUCAGCCACCGCCUCUGUGCUGUUCCUCGGGUGUGAUGUUGGGGAAGAAUGAGAGAAAGGAAAUAAAGAAGAAAUAACACAUGCUCUGAAGUCACUGAUACCUGUUACGAUGGGUGGGAACAGAAUAAAAGUGACUGAGAAAAAGAUGAGACGGAUGGGACACAGGGGAACCUGGAUUCAAAUCCCAGCUCCACAGUGGCUUGCAAAUUAGGUAGCAUCAGGCAAAUCACUUAUGGGCUAAAUAACUUACCUUUUCAUCUGCAAGAUGAAAAGAGCAUAAUGAUUUCUUCCAUAAGAAUGUUCUCAUAACAAUCAGAAGAAAUCAUGGCCUAUAAAUGAUGUGGAAACCAAAAGGCACAUCCUAAAAGUUAUUGCUGUAACCUGUCUCCUUCCUUCCUUUUUUUCUUAGGCAUAUAUUUAUUUGCUUCUGAUCUGUUGAGGUAGUUGUGGAUCAAAAUAGUCAAUAAGAGUUAGAAUUUCAGUGCUUAGUCAGCCUCAGAGAUCGGCCAUAACUUCCUCACUUGGUGGCUCUGUCCCUGCUUACCUUGUCUGCCUCAGAAUGGCCCCCCUGAGGGCCUCUCAGGGCCGAUAUUAGUCCCUCUUUACAGGCAGGGAAAGCAGGUACUGUGGAAGCAAUCUCUGACUUAAGUAAGGAAGCUUUAAUCUUGGCCUUAGAUCUAGGACCAGGCAGGGCUCAGCCACAGCUAAACCAAAUCUGGGAAGUACCUGGUGCCAUGUGGGAUCUGGCUGCCUUAACCACCAGACCAUGAAACUGACCCUGUUCUACUGUUUUCAACAAUAACCCUAGGACAUAAGUUGCUUCACAUCUGCCAACUAAAUUUAGUCUCUUUCCAGAAAUAGCCUUCUUGGGGGAUCAGCAGGUGGCAUGGUGGUUAGGGUGCUGGAUACUCCCACAUGGCUGACCAAGGUU